Messenger RNA from Drosophila santomea, 1182 nucleotides. It is a transcript of the gene Sras, whose product is annotated as CAAX prenyl protease 2. The record is from RefSeq and is a predicted model, not a curated record. The transcript is spliced from 2 exons. Gene Ontology annotation, cellular component: endoplasmic reticulum membrane. Gene Ontology annotation, biological process: CAAX-box protein processing. Gene Ontology annotation, molecular function: metalloendopeptidase activity. NCBI's taxonomy places the organism in Eukaryota, Metazoa, Arthropoda, Insecta, Diptera, Drosophilidae. Bases 77 to 985 code for a protein of 302 amino acids.
AGCUGAAAAUCAGCUGCGAUUGUGUACUUUUUUUUCGGCUUAUGGUCACAGAAGAAUGACGAAUAACACAAUUUGAAUGAAAAAUCUGAGUGAGACGGAAGCCGAAGUCACCAUGGACGAGAAUGUAGUCCACGAAUCAUUGCCCCAAAUCCCGGUAGUCACCUCGGUGACCUGUUGCUUCGUGCUGGCUGUUCUGUACGUGGGAAGCCUCUACAUUUGGAGCACUAAGCACAACCGGGAUCAUCCAACCACGAUUAAGAGAAGAUUCGCCAGUGUGUCCAUGGUGAUGCUGGUAGCUCCGUUCUUCGUCUACUUCUUCUCAUCGCCGGAGCUCCUCAGUCGGGAACCAUUUCCUACGCUGCUAGGUUUGCGCUUGAAGGGUUUAUGGCAAGCAGUUGUGAUACCAUACAGCCUGACGGUGCUGCUCUUCCUGGGACCCAUCUUUGUCAACAUGCAGAACGAGUCCGUACGCUCCUACUUCGAUCUUGACUACUGGAGGGGAUCAUUUGGCAGCAUCAUCUGGGUACGCAACCAUGUGAUGGCGCCACUGAGCGAGGAGUUUGUGUUCCGUGCCUGCAUGAUGCCCCUGAUCCUGCAGAGCUUUUCGCCCCUGGUCGCCGUUUUCAUAACACCACUAUUCUUUGGAGUGGCCCACUUGCAUCACAUAGCCGAGCGCCUGAGCUUGGGAGUGGAGUUGAGCACUGCCCUAUUGAUUGGACUGUUCCAGUUCAUCUACACCACGCUGUUUGGAUUCUAUUCCGCAUUUCUAUUUGCCCGUACUGGUCACGUUGUGGCUCCGAUCUUGGUGCACGCGUUUUGCAACCACAUGGGUCUGCCGGAUCUGCAGGAUCUGUGGCAGCAGGAUCUCUGGCGACGAGUGGUGGCCAUUGUUCUCUACUUAGCUGGAUUUAUUGGAUGGAUUUUCCUGGUACCACUGGCCACUGAUCCUUCGAUAUAUGAUAAUAUCCUAUACUGGAAUGUAUAAUUAAAUUACUUUGUACGUAUCAACCGCUGCCAUAUGUCGGUUUUUCCAUGUGUACAUAAAUAUUCUUGCAUGUAUUAUGUUUAGGUGUAAAAUGCAUAUCGAUGCAAACUAAUUGCGUGCACAAAAAAACGACUUCCAAUGAAAAAGAAAGAUACAGAUAAUGUAUAGUACAUAAUAGAAAGUAAGAUGUAAUGUUU